Molecule: messenger RNA, 835 nt
Organism: Ceratotherium simum simum (southern white rhinoceros)
Lineage: Eukaryota; Metazoa; Chordata; Mammalia; Perissodactyla; Rhinocerotidae
Source: RefSeq, a predicted model, not a curated record
AUGGAAAAGCAAAGACUUGACCCCAGACAUUAUUACUCCAGAGUCCUAGCACUGACCAUUAGGCACAGCUGCCUCAACUACCUAAAUAAGAUUUGGUACCUGGCUGUGGAAGAUCAAGAUGACUCCACAGAGUAUAAGGAGGAGGUGGACACAACAUUUCCAAAUGGAUCCACCAGACGAAUCAUCUGGAAAAAACAAUGGCUCACCUCAGUUUCUAUUUUUAAUGAUGAAAUGGAAAAAAUACUGCUAGAUGCCCAGCAUGAGUCUAGAUGGAGUAGUUCCAAGAGUUCUCACUGUGACAGCCUCUCACAGAGCCCACAAGAUACUAACAGAGUUUCUGAAACAGACACCCAUAGCAUCGGAGAGAAAAACAGCUCUCAGUCUGAGGAAGAUUAUAUGGAGAGAAGGAAAGAAGUUGAAAGCAUCUUGAAGAAAAACUCAGACUGGAUAUGGGAUUGGUCAAGUCGGCCAGAAAAUAUCCCCCACAAGGAGUUCCUCUUCAGACACCCAAAGCGCACAACCACCCUCAGCAUGAGAAACACGAGUGUUAUGAAGAAAGGGGGCAUUUUCUCCGCAGAAUUUCUAAAAGUUUUUCUUCUGUCUCUGCUGCUGUCUCAUCUGCUGGCCAUUGGACUGGGGAUCUAUAUUGGACGGCAUCUGACAAUCUCCACCAGCACCUUCUGAUGAAGAACUGGAAUCCAGCUUUUUUUCAUGGAGCGGGAUUUAUAUCAGAGCUUGCAGCGUAGCUAACUGAAGAGCUCUCUUGGUCCUUGGGUGGCUGCACCACUUGUGUUUAUUUGUUCUGUAAAUGCAGUGCUCCUAAUUUAGUGAAAUG